This is a messenger RNA of Anopheles coustani, 1880 nucleotides long. It is a transcript of the gene AP-1mu, whose product is annotated as AP-1 complex subunit mu-1. Lineage: Eukaryota; Metazoa; Arthropoda; Insecta; Diptera; Culicidae. The transcript is spliced from 4 exons. The coding region runs from base 176 to 1444 and encodes 422 amino acids. The record is from RefSeq and is a predicted model, not a curated record. Gene Ontology annotation, molecular function: clathrin-cargo adaptor activity. Gene Ontology annotation, biological process: vesicle-mediated transport; intracellular protein transport. Gene Ontology annotation, cellular component: clathrin adaptor complex; clathrin-coated vesicle.
CAAAAUUUUGGUGACUGUUCGAUUGUAUGAUGAAAAAGUAGAAAUUAGAGAUAUUUUACACAGAAAUCGUUUUAUAAUUGCUGUUGAAUUGUGUCAUAAGUUGGUGUGAACUGGUGCGUUGCAACUAAAAUUGCUUGGAGGUGACCUGGAGCGGUGGUAGCAGUCGAUUGCGAAGAUGUCUUCGUCAGCAAUUUUCAUUCUCGAUGCCAAGGGAAAGGUGCUCAUAUCGCGAAACUAUCGCGGCCACAUCGAUAUGGGUGUGAUCGAUAAGUUCAUGCCGCUGUUGAUGGAGAAAGAGGAGGAAGGUCUCAUCACACCGAUCCUGCAGACGCCCGAGUGUACUUUCGCGUACGUGAAGACAAACAACCUCUACCUGGUAUCGGUUACGCGGAGCAAUGCCAACAUCGCGCUGGUCUUCGUCUUUCUCCACAAAGUGGUGCAGGUGUUCACCGAGUACUUCAAAGAGCUGGAGGAGGAAAGCAUACGGGACAACUUUGUGGUGAUCUACGAGCUGCUGGACGAGCUGAUCGACUUCGGCUACCCGCAGACGACGGACAGCAAGAUCCUGCAGGAGUACAUCACGCAGGAGGGCCACAAGCUCGAGAUACAACCGCGCAUCCCGAUGGCGGUCACGAACGCCGUCUCGUGGCGCUCGGAGGGUAUUAAAUACCGCAAGAACGAGGUGUUCCUCGACGUGAUCGAAAGCGUAAAUCUGCUGGCGAACGCGAACGGUAACGUGUUGCGCAGUGAAAUCGUCGGUGCAAUCAAGAUGCGUGUCUACUUAUCCGGCAUGCCGGAGCUACGGCUGGGACUGAACGAUAAGGUGCUGUUCGAGAGCACCGGCCGGGGCAAAUCGAAGUCGGUCGAGCUGGAGGACGUCAAGUUUCAUCAGUGCGUGCGGCUGUCGCGUUUCGAAAACGAUCGCACCAUUUCGUUCAUCCCGCCGGACGGUGAAUUUGAGCUGAUGUCCUACCGGUUGAACACGCACGUGAAGCCACUGAUCUGGAUCGAGUCCGUCAUCGAGCGUCACGCGCACAGCCGCGUGGAGUAUAUGAUCAAGGCGAAGUCGCAGUUCAAACGCCGCUCCACGGCGAACAACGUGGAGAUCGUCAUUCCCGUGCCGGCCGAUGCCGAUUCGCCGAAGUUUAAGACAACCAUCGGCAGCGUCAAGUACGCCCCCGAGCAGAACGCCAUCACCUGGACUAUCAAGUCAUUCCCCGGUGGAAAGGAAUAUCUUAUGCGAGCUCACUUUGGCCUCCCGAGCGUCGAGUGUGAGGACAGUGAGGGAAAGCCACCGAUUCAGGUUAAAUUUGAAAUUCCGUACUUUACAACUUCAGGCAUUCAGGUACGAUACUUGAAAAUUAUCGAAAAGAGCGGCUACCAAGCGCUGCCCUGGGUCCGAUACAUCACCCAGAACGGUGACUACCAGCUGCGAACAAACUAAGACAAGCGGUGUCAAGCGGUGCCUGAAGCGUAAUUGUUAAGUUUCACACGUUUCACUAUCGAGCGGUUCCACACACGCCACCGAACGGACGGACCACGUUUCGAGCACGUUGCGUUGCGUCCCGUUCCGGGUAGUUUCAUCCGUGGGGUGUAGUAUUAUAGUUCUAUCUUUCCAUCCGUCGGGGGGCAUUCCCGAUGCGCCCUACUUACUAUCUGCUUUUAGCACUGUAAUUCCAUCCGGCAGCGGUUCGGUUUAGAACGUAAACCGUUUUCAUUGUUUAGCUUUUCCUUUCGAUCGAUGAACGUUUAUAUUUUGUGUUUCCAUUAUGUUGUGCAGUGAGCGAGGGGGUUCUCACAAGUUUUAAGUUGUAUUUAAAUUUAACCAUCCUGUAAAAGAAACCAUCUAGCACCUAGAAAUAAAGUGAAUUUAAUCCAAA